Messenger RNA from Daldinia childiae, 1500 nucleotides. RefSeq names its product Trichodiene oxygenase. Gene Ontology annotation, molecular function: iron ion binding; oxidoreductase activity, acting on paired donors, with incorporation or reduction of molecular oxygen; monooxygenase activity. The coding region runs from base 1 to 1500 and encodes 499 amino acids. The transcript has 5 exons. The record is from RefSeq and is a predicted model, not a curated record. NCBI's taxonomy places the organism in Eukaryota, Fungi, Ascomycota, Sordariomycetes, Xylariales, Hypoxylaceae.
AUGGCUAUCGCCAUCUGGAAUACCCGAGAUGUCAUCUCGCUGUUCCAGCAAUAUGGCACCGCCUUACUAGCCGCAACCUUCAGCGCUUGGUUUUGUUAUAUGAUAUCCCUCGUCAUCUACCGCUUAUACCUAAGUCCCUUGGCUAAAUUCCCCGGUCCGAAGCUUGCCGCGCUCACAUCAUGGUAUGAAAUCUACUAUAACAUCUUCAAGAAGGGUGGCGGGCAGUAUAUCUUCAAGAUCAAGCAGAUGCAUGAGAAAUAUGGUCCUAUCGUACGGAUAAACCCGUUUGAGCUCCAUGUGGACGACCCAGCAUACUUCGAUGUCGUAUACGCGACAAACAAGCAGUUCGACAAGGUCGAGAUGUUUGCCCGUAGCAUCGGCGCACCGCUCGCUGCUUUCGGAACCAUCGAAGCCGGCAAGCAUCGUCAACGCCGUGGUGCCAUGGCCGCCUUCUAUAGUCGUGCCAGAUCACGGGACCACGGCCACCGAGUCCAGAUGGUUGUCGAUCGUAUCUCUCGUCGUUUCUCUACUGAAUAUGCUGUGGCUUUUGCUCGACCCAAGCUAUUUACCGAUGCCCCUGACUUCAAGAGUUCCUUGGCGAUAGGGCUGUCGGAUCUGCUAUACACUAGUCACACUUUCAUGCAUUUUAGCACUAUACAAUACUUGGUAUCCGCAUUACCGGGAUGGCUUGUUAAGACGAUUGUGCCGCCAAUCAAGUCUGUCGUCGAAGCUCAGGAGGAAAUUGGAAGCCAAGUAGCCGAUAUGGUCGGAGGCCGAAACGCCGAAGCAAAGGAGUCUCCUCUCCCUACCCUUUACCGCGACAUUCUCACAUCUCGAUUACCACCUGAGGAGUUAACCUACCAAAGACUACGUGAUGAGGCUAUUUCUACCAUUGCCGCCGGAAUUGAUACUACCAAGUGGUCCUUGAGCGUUGCCUGCUAUCACAUCCUAGCCAACCCUGAGGUUGAGCGACGCCUCCGAGCUGAGCUCAAGAGAGAAUCCCUGACCCCAAUCAAAUUCCCGAUUGGUCUCCGUCUAGCCUGUGCCGUCAGCGAGCGCAUGCCACGCAUCAACAAGACCGCCGCCUGGACGUACCGCGACUACGUGAUCCCGCCCGGGGUGCCGGUAGGCAUGGACAUCUGGACGAUGCACCACAACACGGUGUUAUUCCCGGAUCCCUACACCUUCAAGCCGGAGCGGUGGCUCGGGGACCCGAAGGUGGAGCCGGAGCUGCUCGAAAAAGCAGGCUACCUGCCUCCUCUCGACGGCAAGACCAAGCCGCUCACCCACUACAUGGUCGGCUUCGGCAAGGGCACCCGCAUGUGCGUCGGCAUGUACCUCGCCUACGCGGAGAUCUACAUCGGCCUCGCGACUAUCUUCCGUCGGCACGAGUUGGAGCUGUACGAGACCUCGCGCAAGGACGUCGAUAUCGCGUGCGAGAUGAUCCUCUCGCUGCCGUGGAAGGGGACGAAGGGUAUUCGGGUUAGGGUCAAGAAAUGA